Molecule: messenger RNA, 840 nt
Organism: Rhipicephalus microplus (southern cattle tick)
Lineage: Eukaryota; Metazoa; Arthropoda; Arachnida; Ixodida; Ixodidae
Product: neprilysin-1
Biological process (GO): protein processing
Cellular component (GO): plasma membrane
Molecular function (GO): metalloendopeptidase activity
Source: RefSeq, a predicted model, not a curated record
AUGGACAACACUUUGUUCAACUACGCUGGCCUGCGUCGCAUGCUCCAGUGGGCAGAGGCCGUAUCGAAAGACUUUCGAAAGGCCUCCUUCGAGCUUCGCGCAGUGAAAGAAGGCUUGCAUGUUCAGAGACCCAGGUGGCAAGUGUGCGUCGACGAGGUGAACGACGACAUGCCAGAGAUUGUAGGCAAGCUGUACGUGCAGAGCAAGUUCAGCCCAGAAGCCAAGCACGAGGUCCAAGAUCUUGCGAGAAGACUCAUGAUCGUCUUCAAUGAAUCACUGCAAACCUUUAAAUGGAUGGACGAAACUACAAGAGAUGCAGCGGAGACAAAACUGGCUCAAAUGGCAACUAAGAUUGGAUAUCCCGACUGGCUUUUCAACGACACGUACAUGGAGGAACUUUACAAGUUUGUGCCACAACUAUCCGUCAACACAUCUUACGGAGAGAUGAUGUACGCCUUAUCAGACAACCACUGGAAGCAGGAAAUGCUGAAGCUACGAAAGCCGUACAGCAAGGAUACCGAGUGGCCGGUCAGUCUAGCCGUUGUGAAUGCUUUCUACAACCCCAAUGGUAACGAAAUGGUGUUUCCUUCGGGAAUUCUUCAGGGAGUGUUUUACGGACAAGGACUUCCACGUUCGAUCAACUUCGGAGCCAUCGGCACAGUUGUCGGUCAUGAAAUGACGCACGGCUUCGACGACACAGGAAGUCAGUUCGACACUAAUGGUGCGCUUAAAGAAUGGUGGACAAACGAUACACGGACCAAGUUCACGGAGAAGGCGAAAUGCUUCGAGGAAGAAUACGGAAAUAUCACAGACGUGGAAACUAAUAUGACGCUGCGCUAA